GCGCGCCCGAUCGACCGCGUCGGUUCGUCGCCCGCACGAGAUGAGUCUCGCAUUCGAUGAGUUCGGCCGCCCCUUCAUCAUCAUCAAGGAGCAAGGCGCGAAGACGCGCGUCCGCGGGAUCGAGGCGCAGAAGGCCAACAUCCAAGCCGCGAAGUCCGUCGCGAGGACGCUCCGAUCGUCCUUAGGCCCCAAGGGCAUGGACAAGAUCCUCCAGAGCGGCGACGGCGAGAUCACGAUCACGAACGACGGCGCGACGAUCCUUCAAGAGAUGGAGGUGGAGCACCAGAUCGGAAAGCUCCUCGUGGAGCUGUCGCAAUCGCAGGACUACGAGAUCGGCGACGGCACCACCGGCGUCGUCGUCCUCGCCGGGUCGCUCCUCGAGCAGGCGGAGGUGUUGCUCGACCGCGGGAUCCACCCGCUGCGGAUCGCGGAGGGGUACGAGAUGGCGGCGAAGGUUGCCGUCGCGGAGCUCUCGCGCGUGAGCGAAAAGUUUGAAUUCAGCCCCGACGACAUCGAGCCUCUGGUGCGGACGUGCAUGACGACGCUGUCGUCCAAGAUCGUGAACAGAUGCAAGCGGGAGAUGGCGGAGAUCUGCGUGCAGGCGGUCAUGGCCGUCGCGGACCUGGAGAGGAAGGACGUCAACCUCGACCUGAUCAAGGUGGAGGGAAAAGUCGGCGGGAAGCUCGAGGACACGGUGCUGGUGAACGGGAUCAUCUUAGACAAGGACAUCUCGCACCCGCAGAUGGACAAGGAGAUCAAGGACGCGAAGAUCGCCAUCCUCACCUGCCCGUUCGAGCCCCCGAAGCCGAAGACGAAGCAUAAGAUCGACAUCGACACCGUGGAGAAGUACGAAGAGCUGAGAGCGCAGGAGGAGAAGUACUUCAAGGACAUGGUGAAGCAGUGCAAAGACAGCGGCGCGACGCUCGUGAUUUGCCAGUGGGGCUUCGACGACGAGGCGAACCACAUGUUGAUGCACGAGAAGCUGCCGGCGAUUCGCUGGGUCGGCGGCGUCGAGCUCGAGCUCAUCGCGAUCGCGACCGGCGGUCGGAUCGUCCCGCGGUUUCAAGAGCUCGCCCCGGAGAAGCUCGGGACCGCGGGGCUCGUGAAGGAGGUGGCGUUCGGAACCACGAAGGACCGCAUGAUCGUCAUCGAGGACUGCGCCGCGAGCAAGGCGGUGACGGUGUUCGUGCGCGGCGGGAACAAGAUGAUGAUCGACGAGACGAAGCGGUCGCUGCACGACGCCAUCUGCGUCGCGAGGAACUUGGUGCGAUCGAACGCCAUCGUGUACGGCGGCGGCUCGGCGGAGAUUGCCUGCGGCAUCGCCGUCGAGGAGGCGGCGGAUCGCGUCCCGGGCGUGGAGCAAUACGCCAUGCGCGCGUUCGCCGAGGCGCUAGACGCGGUGCCGACGGCGCUCGCGGAGAACAGCGGUUUGCCCCCGAUCGAGACGGUCGCGAAGGUGAAGUCCGCGCAGUUGAAGACGAAGAACCCGCAUCUCGGCGUGGACUGCAAGGAGACGGGGACGGACGACAUGAAGACGCAGGGCGUGUUCGAGACGCUCAUCGGGAAGCAGCAACAGAUGCUCCUCGCGACGCAAGUCGUGAAGUUGAUCCUGAAGAUCGACGACGUCAUCACCGCGGGGAGGUACGAUUGAUUGAGCGGGCGAUGGACGGACGGACGGACGGACGGACGGACGACGACGACGGCGGCGAGAAGAGUCGUCGAAGUCGGAGUCGGGGUCUGUCGCGCGCCGGCGAAAGUCAGUCGUUCAAGUCGCGCGUUUUCGUCUCCGCGGCUGUCGGCGAGCGCGAUUGAAUAAGACUGACUGACGCAUUGUUUGGGACGGGGAGAGGGAAGGGAAGGGAGAGGGCGAGGAGGGACGCGACGAGGAGGCGCCGAGGAGGAGGAGGGGGAGGAGAGAUUUAGAUCGCGAGCGCGACGUGAGCGAACGGCGCGGUAGUAGUUCAUCGAUACACCACGAGAGAGGUCAACUCC
Micromonas pusilla CCMP1545 is the source of this 1992-nucleotide messenger RNA. RefSeq lists its product as uncharacterized. The coding region runs from base 41 to 1651 and encodes 536 amino acids. Gene Ontology annotation, cellular component: chaperonin-containing T-complex. Gene Ontology annotation, biological process: protein folding. NCBI's taxonomy places the organism in Eukaryota, Viridiplantae, Chlorophyta, Mamiellophyceae, Mamiellales, Mamiellaceae. The record is from RefSeq and is a predicted model, not a curated record. Gene Ontology annotation, molecular function: ATP binding; ATP-dependent protein folding chaperone; ATP hydrolysis activity. The transcript is spliced from 5 exons.